CGACGUCUUCAGCUUCGGGAACUUCGUGAUGACCCAGUUCACAGCGCUCGUGGAGCACGGGCUGGCUGGCCCGCUUUUCGACCAGGGCCGCGUCCGCCGCCGGCCGCAAGCGAAAGCGGCCGGCCACGUGGCCCACCUGGUCCACGGCGGCGACGUCGGCGCCCACUUGGGCAAGAGGCUCGUGGCGAGCCUGGGCCGGGCCGUGCGACUCAGGUCGCUGCUGUUCCUGGAGCUCUUCGGGGGCUGUGGCCGCGUCGCGGCCAGCGCGCAGGCCAUGGGCUGCGCCGCGCUUAGCCUGGACAUCAAUGCUUCGCCCUUGGAGAAUCAUUUGACGCCAGCCUUCCUCAACAGGAUCCUGGGCUGGAUCUCCGGCGGGGUCAUCGCAGGCGUGUGGCUCGGCACGCCGUGCAGUACCUGG
Molecule: messenger RNA, 418 nt
Organism: Prorocentrum cordatum
Lineage: Eukaryota; Dinophyceae; Prorocentrales; Prorocentraceae
Source: the annotation of a GenBank genome assembly